AUGUCGAAAGUCAUCGAAUCAGCAUCAGAAGUCAUCGAAGCCUCGAAACCAGAGGCCGACGUAAACGAUAUCGAGGAGGGAGAAGAAGAACGACAACAAACCAUAGACGAGGUUUAUGGGAUGAUACAAGGCCGCUGCGUUAGCAGGGUGAAGUCUGACACCCGGCCGACAUCUAACGAAUCCCAGGUGAGGCUGUCGCAGAAGCUGAAGAAGUCGGUGUUCACGCAUUUCAAGAAGAGUGACGUCGUUGAGAGCCUCCGGCUGGCCACCAUGAGGGAGGGGAAGGCUAGAGCAAUGGAGCAUUAUGGGGAGGCGAACAACGGGGUCGACGCCAGGGCUGAUGAUUUCAUCAGCAGGUUCAGGCAACAGUUACGUGGCUUUUCCUUUCAAUAA
Molecule: messenger RNA, 393 nt
Organism: Malania oleifera
Lineage: Eukaryota; Viridiplantae; Streptophyta; Magnoliopsida; Santalales; Ximeniaceae
Exons: 1
Coding region: 1-393 (130 amino acids)
Source: RefSeq, a predicted model, not a curated record